UGGCCUGAACUUGGCUCCUCCCCCUCCCCUCGCCCCUCCCCCAUCCGUGAUGGAGCCCGUGAAGAACAUCGCGAUCUUUGGGGCUACUGGUCGGACUGGGAGAGCCACAGUCCAACUGGCGGCGGAGGGGGGGUACCACGUGACCGUCCUGGUGCGCGACCCCGCGCGGCUCCCGACGCCGCUGCCCCCGAUCCGCGUCGUGCGCGGGGACGCGCGUGACCCCGCGGCCGUGGCCGAGGUCGUGCGGGGUCAGGACGGGGUCAUCAUCGUGCUGGGAACCGGAAACGACCUCAGCCCCACCACGGUGAUGUCAGACGGCACCAGAACCAUCGUGGAGGCCAUGAAGGCUCAUGGGGUCCGCAAGGUCGUGGCCUGUCUGUCGGCAUUCCUGCUCUGGGAUAUACAGAAGGUGCCUCCGCGGCUGCUGCCGGUGACUGAGGAUCACAUCCGGAUGCACCAGAUCCUACAGGAUUCGGGGCUGGACUGUGUCUAUGUGAUGCCGCCUCACAUAUCUGAGGAGCUUCCCCUCACUGGUGACUACUCAGUGUCUGUGGGAUCCUCAGGCUCUUCCCGAGUCAUUUCCACCUGGGAUUUGGGUCAUUUCCUGCUCCGGUGCCUGAGCUCCCAGAGCUACAAUGGCCAAAGUGUCUACGUCUGCCAGAGCUACAGCAAGGAAUAGUGGGAAUGGCGCCGGGAAUGCUGGGAAUGCCAUAGGGAAUAGUGGGAAUGGUGCUGGGAAUGCCGGGAAUGCCAUAGGGAAUAGUGGGAAUGCCAUUGGGAAUAGUGGGAA
Melopsittacus undulatus (budgerigar) is the source of this 790-nucleotide messenger RNA. RefSeq names its product biliverdin reductase B (gene BLVRB). Gene Ontology annotation, molecular function: riboflavin reductase (NADPH) activity; biliverdin reductase [NAD(P)H] activity. The transcript is spliced from 5 exons. The record is from RefSeq and is a predicted model, not a curated record. Bases 50 to 679 code for a protein of 209 amino acids. NCBI's taxonomy places the organism in Eukaryota, Metazoa, Chordata, Aves, Psittaciformes, Psittaculidae.